AUGGCAGAUAAUACGGUUACAAAAAAGCCAAAAGUUUCACCUCCUUUGAUUGGGACACACAACGGCCAUUUUCAUGCUGACGAGGCCCUUGCCGUCUACUUACUCCGACUCCUUCCUUCAUUCUCAUCCUCUCCCCUGGUUCGCACAAGAGAUCCUGCAGUUCUUGCAACAUGUCAUACUGUUGUCGAUGUAGGCGGCGAAUAUGAUCCUCUGUCAAAUCGCUUUGAUCAUCACCAGCGGACCUUCUCAACGACAUUCCCCAAACAUAAUACCAGACUCUCAUCUGCGGGAUUAGUAUACAUGCAUUUUGGGCGAAGCAUUAUUGCCCAUCAUACAUCCUUGCCGCCGGACCAUCCUGACGUAACCCUGUUGUAUGAAAAGCUGUAUACGGACUUCAUCGAAGCCAUUGAUGCUAACGACAACGGAAUAUCCGCCUAUGAUCCUGCAGCCUUAGCGGCAGCGAAUGUUGAAAGGCGCUUCAAAGAUUUUGGUGUUACACUUGCCUCGUUGGUAGGAGACCUUAACCACCCGGACCCUACCGCGGCUCCUGGGGAGCCACAAGACGAAGACAGUCUCUUUGCAAAAGCAAGCAAACUCAUGGGAGAUGUCUUUAUGCGCAAACUUUACAGUGCGAGCGCAUCCUGGCUGCCUGCCCGAUCUACUGUGGCGUCCGCCUACAAUUCCCGUCGGACUGACGUCCACUCGUCCGGUCGAAUCAUUAUACUCCCCCAGAGCGGUAUUCCCUGGAAGGAACACUUGUACAAUCUUGAAAAACAGGCAUCCGGCGACGGGGUUGUUGACCCUGCAAGUGAAGUCUACUACGUCCUUUAUCCGGAGGGCGCUACUGAGGGAUCCAAGUGGCGUGUGCAAUGCGUUCCGGUGUCUGAAGCCAGUUUCGAGUCCCGAAAGCCUCUGCCAGUGAGUUGGCGUGGUGUCCGUGAUGAAAACCUAGACAACGUCAUGAAUGAAGAGGCUGAGAAGACGGGCAAGGCGAAGAUUCCGGAAGGUGCAGUUUUCGUACACGCAAGUGGGUUCAUUGGUGGCCACAAGACAAAGGAGGGUGCAUUGGCCAUGGCCCUUAGGGGCUUGGAGGAAUCAUGA
Monascus purpureus is the source of this 1101-nucleotide messenger RNA. NCBI's taxonomy places the organism in Eukaryota, Fungi, Ascomycota, Eurotiomycetes, Eurotiales, Aspergillaceae. The record is from the annotation of a GenBank genome assembly.